CGGUUGAUGGUUGGUCGCGGUUUCUGUUUUUGCUUUCAGUUUCAUUUGAGACGUUGUCGCGGCCGCAAGUGUUGAACACAGCUCAACAACAACAAACAAUACAACACGCAACGUGUGUGUCGCUACUAAAUAAACAACAAUAACAACAGCAACAAAAAAGUGUACAUUUAAACGGGUUAAUCAAUACAAUACAACAACGGCACGUAUGGUAAAAAGACUGCACAAAGUGCAAGUGAUUAAAUUUGUGUUGGUAAAAUUGUUGGCGUUGUUGUUGCUGUUGCUUUGCAUAAUCCUCAAUUCAUAAACAAUGCAAAGAAGUGCGCAAAAAGCAUAAAUAAAGUGCAAUCGUUUUACAUAUUUUAAGUUCAAUAUACAAUAUAAAAAUAAACUUUUAUAUAUAAUUAUUUUUAUAUACUACAAAAAGUCCAGACGCAAAAACAAGUUCGUUGCCUAAGUCAUUUGUUUGCCGAACGACGAACGUCUGAACCGUUCGUUCCACCAACUAUCCAUAUCCAUACUUUCAAAAACUUAAUUAUUUAUAAUACUCGCUAUUUAUUGCUAAUAUAUGCAAUAUAUACAAUAAACGUCCAGUUCGCCACGUCAACAAGAAGUCGCAUAAGAAGCAAACAAAACUGAGAUUCCUUGGAGGAAAAGAUAAGCAUACGAAGAAGUCUUGAUCAAACGAAAUAUAACAGAUUCCAUUUCAAUGAUACUGCGGACGAGUCUUUGGAUUGUUGGACUGCUGCUACUUGCGCUGCUGCAGAUCCAGGUGGAGGCCAAAGACGAGGAUUAUGGCGGGGCUGGCGACAUUAUAAGUGGAGGUAACGGAGAAGGCGAUGAUAUCUAUGAGCCAGCUCAACAGGAAGCGGAUCUGGAAGCUGACAAGCAAAAUCAAGGCAAUAGCAUCGAAGGCUAUGACACUUCCAAUCAAUCGAAUCUGACGGAUAACAUGCUGCCCUCCAUGGAACAGCUGGAUGCAACCACAGUCAAGGUGGCAGCGAUGGCUACUGAAGCACCUUUGCCCACAGCUGCAAUAUCAGUCACCGAGCAGGACGAGAAUACAGCGGCUGAGGUGAUGGAAGAUGCGCCCACACAGAAGCAGGGGAAAAAAAUGGAGAAGCCAGCAAAUCAUUCACAGGAAUACUAUUAUGACGAGGAGCAGGCGGAGGAACCCCAAGGACAGCAUGAGGAAUUGCCCACAGCCACAACUACAACCGUACCCGAGUAUGUGCGCAAGGCCAAAGCGGAAAGAUUCCCCCAAGUGCCAAGCGGCGACUAUGCCGAAGAAGAUGUGACGGUGGAGCAGCAAACACAGCCAGUGGAGCACGAAGAGGAGGUCAGCUAUCAUGAUCAGCCGGCACAGCCGCAGGCACACGUUCAACAACUGCCCACGCACAACAAUGCGAAGCCCUUCAAGGCCAACUCCGAUGAAUAUUACUACGAUGAUCAGAUCGACAAUGAGGAACAUCGUACCAUGAAAACCAUAGCACCACCAGCAGCAGCAGCAACAACAACAACAACAUCAACAACAACAGAAGCGCCUUAUCCAGUGUUUCAGUCGCGUUUUGGCGGUUUUGAUAAUUGGCCCACACUAACACCCAACAUUUUGGCCACCAGUGCGCCAGCAACAAUUACAACCACAACAACCACAACAUCAACAACCACAACAACAACAACGCCAGCGCCACGUAAACAAUCGAAGCAUAUACAUCUAACCAAGCCAGAGUUGUUGCCUGCGGAUCAACUGCGCAACUACAUCAAGGAUGUUUACAUUCGCAUGCCCUUGGCCGUCAUUGUGGAUCCCUCAGCUGCCUCAUUGGAACAGGCCAAACGUCUGUACAUUGAUGCGCUGCAGGACAAGAAUAUCAACAUCAAAAUUGUGCUGGUCACACUGAAUGCAUCUGGUGUGCCUUCUGCUUUCAGUUUCAACAACACACGCGAGUUCAUCGCGGGUCUGAACAGCACCAAGGAGCACGAGGGCGGCAAUGCUUUUGUGGGCGUGUUACAGGCCGCCGAAUUAGUACCCUACGAUAGUGCCAUUUUCAUCUCGACGGCUGUAAUACCACCGCACACAGAAAUUGUUCAGGAUGCGGCCAUAACGCUGCUAAAGAAGCGUAUACGCCUGUUUAUGCUGUGGUACGGCGAACGCUCCGCAAGUGAGAACGAAACCGAGGAGGCUGUGGGCGGCAUACUCGGCGAGGUGGCCAUACGCUCUGGCGGCGAAAUCAUACACAUUGUGAGCACCGAACAUGGACAGCACAUAGCGGGCAAUACGUUAACGCUCGUCUCGGAUGAGUAUCAAGGCUCACAGGAAUUGGAACUGCCGGUGGAUACAACGCUAUCAAGUUUGCAUGUGCGCAUCGAUGCCAACAUGCGGCGUGCCACACUGGCAACACCCAAUGGUGACAUCAAUUUAAAGAAACUGGUUAAAUUCAAAUCAACGAACGACACACGAAAUGCCAACAAUGAUGAACUGGACGCCUACGUACCGCUCCACAAGCUGCGCAAAGCGACAAUCCUCAAGCUGCAACUGACGCCACAAUUGGCCAACAACAAAUACAAUGUUUUUGUACGCGCCGAACGGAAAGCUGAUGUUUUUCUUGGUGAUAUCAUUAAACGAAUCGAUAGUUACUAUUCACACGGGCAAAGCGAACGCAGAUUGUUCUCUUCAGCCAAGUUGAGGUUCCCUGAAACGCGGGAGAAGCUGGAGAAGGAUGUUGACUCUCCCAAGAGCCAAGUGGAAACGUUCUCGGAGACGGAGCUUGUGCAACCGACAACGAGUCUCAAUCAAACACAGUUUGCAGCUGCAACGGGAGAACCGCAACGUGCCAGUCUUAAUGCCAUGUUGUUGCAACGCUGUGGCACCAAAAUUGAGCUUAGCACACAAUCACAGCUGCUGGUCACGCCAGGACAAAUCUCGACCCUUCUAUUCGAGGUGACCAAUAUGCGGGCAGAGCGUGUCUAUCAAACGGUUCAGGUGACAGACGAACGUCGCUUUCUCGUGCAGCUCACACCAACGAGUUUCAACUUGCGUGCACAUGAAACGGGAACUGUGCGUCUAACGGUGCUGGCGCCAGCGGGAACAGCGACAGGAACAACGGAUAGAAUCACAUUCACCAGCUAUGGUCGUGAAACGGCCACAAUGGCGCUGAGCUUGAAGGUGACGUCCAGCUUUGAGGCUCAGGACAUAACUGGUCCCACGUUAUCCUGGGAGUUUGGCAAUCGUUGCGAUUACGUAUCAAAUGAUGGACAGAGCUGUAACGAUCGUUUCUGGACAUUGGAUGUCACCGCACAGGAUUGGCAGUCGGGUAUGCUGCGCUUGCAGGCAACUCCGCCAGAUGGACUGUUUUAUAGAAACUACUACACGGCUGGCACAACGGAGCCACUGAAAGCCACCUACAUGGCCUCGUGCUGUGAGCCCAAGGUGGCCAUAACAGCUUACGAUGCGGCAGGCAAUCAGCGCAGCAUUAACAUCGAUGUCAGGGAUGUGGUCUUAACGGAAGCUGCCAUUGCGGCCAUUUGUCUUGGCUCGAUUCUGUUGCUGCUGCUCAUUGUGCUUCUCAUUUGGAGCAUUAUUUGGUGUUGCAGGCGACGCAAAGUGUCGUUGGAGCUGCCCACGUAUCGAUCACACUCCACUCGCAGCAUGGAAUAGUUUAAAAC
Messenger RNA from Drosophila innubila, 3660 nucleotides. RefSeq lists its product as uncharacterized. The transcript is spliced from 9 exons. The record is from RefSeq and is a predicted model, not a curated record. The coding region runs from base 707 to 3652 and encodes 981 amino acids. Lineage: Eukaryota; Metazoa; Arthropoda; Insecta; Diptera; Drosophilidae.